This is a messenger RNA of Spirodela intermedia, 605 nucleotides long. Lineage: Eukaryota; Viridiplantae; Streptophyta; Magnoliopsida; Alismatales; Araceae. The record is from the annotation of a GenBank genome assembly.
AUGAGCUACUACAACCAGCAGCCGCCACCCGUCGGAGUGCCUCCUCCACAAGGUAAGCUUCUCUCUCUGGCUCUGGCUCCCGUUUUUCAGGCUCUGUGGAUCUAUCGGGGCAGAUCUGAUGGUUUUCAGAGGCUCAUCGUGCUUUCUCUGUUGUGUGCUGUGAAUUAGGGUAUCCUCCGGAAGGUUACCCCAAGGACGCAUAUCCACCGGCGGGGUACCCGCCGCAGGGCUACCCGCCGCAGGGAUAUCCCCCGCAGGGGUAUCCACCGCAGGGCUACCCCCCGCAGGGUUACCCUCCGCAGGGUUACGCGCAGCCUCCUCCGCAGAAGCAGAGCAAUAGUCCAUCGUUCUUGGAGGGAUGGUGAGUUUCCGGCAUCCCCAUUCUCUGUCUCCUUCGCGCACUGUCUUACCUCGUCUCGAGCCGGCACCCGUCGUGGGAUCGCGGAUCCGGAUGGUGAUCGUGGAGAAUGACGGCCGUCGCCGACGGAUCCGCUGAGUCCUUCCAUUUUCACGGUGUUCAUUCAUCAAUCGAAUCCUCUGUUUUUGGCCCUCGGCGCAGUUUGGCUGCUCUCUGCUGUUGCUGCCUCCUGGAUGCUUGCUUCUGA